Rhodofomes roseus is the source of this 354-nucleotide messenger RNA. RefSeq lists its product as uncharacterized. The coding region runs from base 1 to 354 and encodes 117 amino acids. NCBI's taxonomy places the organism in Eukaryota, Fungi, Basidiomycota, Agaricomycetes, Polyporales, Fomitopsidaceae. The transcript is spliced from 2 exons. The record is from RefSeq and is a predicted model, not a curated record.
AUGUCGCCCGAGACGUGGAAGCGCAAGCCGACGACGCUCGCCGCCAUCUUCGGCAUCACGAUCCCGUACCGCCCGCCGACGAGCCCCUUCGGCGCGUUCAUCUGGCGCAAGCGCAUGCUCUUCGAGACCACGAUCGGCCUCUGCCUGCUCGAGACCUGGGAGAAGAUCCUGAUGAUCGUCAUCCUGUACUCGAUCGCGAUAUUCGCCAUGACCGGCCUGUACAAGUACGCGCCCCAGUCGGCCGUGUAUGCCACCCAGCGCGCGACGUACUAUCUCCUGGGGCAGGAGCCAGACCCGAGCGCGGACGGCCACGUCGCAGGGUGGGCGGCGCGGAACCUCACGGGCGAGCUGUGA